Messenger RNA from Penicillium maclennaniae, 1599 nucleotides. Its product is annotated as oligosaccharide translocation protein RFT1. The transcript has 2 exons. Bases 1 to 1599 code for a protein of 532 amino acids. NCBI's taxonomy places the organism in Eukaryota, Fungi, Ascomycota, Eurotiomycetes, Eurotiales, Aspergillaceae. The record is from RefSeq and is a predicted model, not a curated record. Gene Ontology annotation, cellular component: endoplasmic reticulum membrane. Gene Ontology annotation, biological process: dolichol-linked oligosaccharide biosynthetic process; glycolipid translocation.
AUGCCGCCCAAAGGAGCCCGAGUCGGCGAUGUCGUGGCAUCAUCCGCCACUGGCAUGACAUUUUUGAUUCUGAUUCAAUUGGCCUCUAGAGUCUUCACUUUUGCUUCGAAUCAGCUCAUCUUGCGCUCCCUUUCGCCAAUAGUGCUUGGUAUCGCUGCCCAGCUUGAACUCUAUCAGGUGUCGAUCUUGUAUUUCUCCAGAGAGAGCAUUCGUCUGGCGAUUCAAAGACAGCCUCUGCCACAGGCAUACACCUCCGAGCGGCAGGAAUCAAAGCGGCUUAAGUCUGCCUCACGAGACGGACAAUUAGAGGCAUCUCAAUCGGUUGUGAACAUGUCCUAUUUGAGCCUGCUUCUGGGAGUUCCGUCGGCUAUCUUCUUCACUUUGCUCUACGAGCGCCUGGCACCGAGACAAGCACAAUGGAUUCCCUUCUUCAAAGAGAGUGUUAUUGUGACGGGAAUAGCUUCAUUUUUGGAGCUCAGUAUUGAGCCAUGUUUUGCAGUCGUUCAGCAGCACAUGUGGUAUGACAAACGCGCAGCCGUGGAGAUGCCUGCGGCCUUUCUCAAGAGUCUCACCACCUGUUCCGCUUUCAUAUAUGCAACAAGAAUAGGCAAAGAUGCCGGUGCUUUGCCUUUUGCAUUGGGCUAUAUGGCUUACUCAAUUGCUCUCAUAUUUGGCUACUCGGUUUCUUUGCUGUGGGCUGCGGAUGAAAGGCGGUUCUCUUUGCUCCCCGUGCGUAUACGAUCCAGCAAUGUAUCAGAUUAUUUUCUGAGUCGAUUUUCUCAUCGCCUCACUUCAAUCGCCGCCAGUGUUUCUCUGCAAUCACUGGUGAAACAUCUUCUGACGCAGGGUGAUUCCAUGAUGCUUGCAGCCUUGUCUAGCUUGGAGGACCAGGGUAUCUACUCACUAGCAUCCAACUACGGGGGUCUUGUUGCCCGUGUCAUUUUUCAGCCGCUCGAGGAAAGUAGCCGAAACCUGUUUUCCACCCUACUCAGCCCCAAUAAUAGCGGGAAGCGAGAUAAGCAGCAUGUUCGCCUUGCUAAAGACCAUAUGGUUGACCUCCUGCGUGCUUAUCAGCUGUUGGCUGUCUUGAUCUUUCCGCUCGGUCCUGUCAUGGUGCCGCAGGUGCUACGGAUUCUAGGGGGACGUCAAUGGACCUCCUCCCAUGUCGGUGAUCUGCUGUCACUGUAUUGCUAUUAUAUCCCGUUUCUGGCCUUCAACGGAAUUACUGAAGCUUUCGUGUCAUCUGCAGCCAACCCACGGGAGAUACGGAAACAGACGGCUUGGAUGGGCGUUUUCUCGGCAUGUUACGCCUUAGCAGCCUAUUUAUUCCUAGAACUAGGGUCCAUGGGUGCCUAUGGCCUUGUUUUGGCCAACAUCGUGAACAUGAUCGUCCGUACUCUGUGGAGCUACAAUUUCAUCCACGCGUAUCUACGUCGACACGGGAACGAUCUUCUUCUUGGCGAUGUGAGCAUCCAACCAACCAGUUACGUUUUCGGGGCUGUCGCUACAGCGACACUUGCCUCCCGAGUUUUGUCGGUAUCAAGUUUGGGUAUCAUCUCCGCGGUUUCAUUGAGUGGCGCCUAUUGUCUUCUGAUGUGA